Messenger RNA from Arabis nemorensis, 297 nucleotides. The record is from the annotation of a GenBank genome assembly. NCBI's taxonomy places the organism in Eukaryota, Viridiplantae, Streptophyta, Magnoliopsida, Brassicales, Brassicaceae.
AUGGCUAUUUCAAAAGCCCUUAUUGCUUCUCUUCUCGUUUCUCUUCUUGUUCUCCAACUCGUCGAGGCCAAUAUUGAAAACUCAAACCGAAAAGUUCGUUAUGCUAAUACGAUCGAUUGUAAGGGUGCAUGUAAAGCACGUUGCAGGCUCUCGAGUAGACCUAAUCUUUGUCACCGAGCGUGCGGGACUUGCUGCGUGAGAUGCAACUGUGUACCACCUGGUACGUACGGUAACUACGACAAGUGCCAGUGCUACGCUACUCUCACCACCCACGGUGGUCGCCGCAAGUGCCCUUAA